Drosophila sulfurigaster albostrigata is the source of this 1764-nucleotide messenger RNA. RefSeq names its product protein FAM9A. Bases 467 to 1267 code for a protein of 266 amino acids. The record is from RefSeq and is a predicted model, not a curated record. The transcript has 2 exons. Lineage: Eukaryota; Metazoa; Arthropoda; Insecta; Diptera; Drosophilidae.
AAAAUAAAUAAGAGUAAGAGUAUUAAGUUACUCCCUUGAUUCACAAUCAGUCAGUAAUUGCAUUGCAACCCCUUCGCUAAUCAGAUGUCAAUGAAAAGCGUCUUCGAUGCUGCGUCCAGUGGCAGAGCUUUUAAGCUCAGUAGUUCAAGCAAAUCAGGAAAUUGGGGUAUGCAAAAAAAGCUCUUUGCACUGCAGGGGUAAAAGAAAAACCCCCUGACGAAUGCAACACUGUCACUAACGAAGGGAAGCAAAGCUUUCGCAGGUACAAUCAAAGUUAUCACCAGAAGCUGAGAGUCAACGGAGACGCAAACAACCCUCGUGCAGGACAACGAAACGGUUGCGAGGAUGUGAUUUUGCUGCUGACUUCCUCAAGUCAACAACAUCGAACAACAAAUUUUUUUGCAGUCAGCAAAGGAAAAGAGUGCUUAACAGCUUGUUAGAUAGUUGUAGUGAAUUUGUUGCUAAAAUGCGAAGUCGCACUGAGCUGGUGACCACCACAUUUGAUUUGGAUUCAGAUGAGGAGGACUAUAGUCCCGACGACGACGACUCCGAGGAGGAUUGGCGACCCAAUAACAACAACAAGAAGCCGCAAACCAAACAAUCCGAAGCUGGCGGCGGCCGCAAACGCAAAUCCAGCGCCUCAACGGCAUCCAAGGCCAAGAGACGUGCGAUUGCUGCAGCGGCUGCAGCAGCGGCGGCGGCUGCGGCAGCUGCUGCUGUGGCAGCUUCCAAGGUGAGCGAUGAUGAUGACUUCGAGUCCGCUGAUGACUUUUUAGAUGGUGACGAGGAGGAGGAGGAGGAGGAUGAACUGGAUACAGAGCACAGCGAUGAGGAUGAUAUCGAGUCGCCAGCUGCGAGCACCUCAACCAACAAGCGUCCUCAGAGUCUGCCGCCAAAGAAGCAGUUUGCAGUGAAACUGACGCAGCUGGAUUUGUUGAUCAACAAGCGUGAAUUGUGUGCCAAGGAUUGGCUGCAGAAUGCACGUCUGUGUCUGUGGCGCAAGGAUGAGCAAACGAAGCUGUUGCAGAAGUAUUUGCGGGUCAAGACCACACAGGAUGCGGAACAGCAGCUACUCUUCACCUCCAGCUCAGUGUACUCCAGCUGGGAUGAGCAGCACAUAGGUGACUUUGUGACCGUUAAAGUGAAUUGUUUGGAUCCGAAUAAUCGACGCAUUCAACUGGCUGAUUUAGAGGCUAUUAAAAAGUUGUCGCUGGAGCUGCAGGCGGCACAACACGUGGCUGAUGAGGCGGCGGCAACAACUAAUUAACUUUCGAGUUUGUUUAAGCACACAACAAUUCCUAGCGUUAACUUAGUAUUAUUAUUAGUAUUUUAAAAGUUGAAAACGAUUUUCAAAUUUAAUGUUUAGUGAAAACAAUUUCAAUAUCAAAUUAAAAAUCGCGCAUUUGCACAGUAAUUUUUUUUCGAGGGCGGGACGUUAACUAUAAUAAUAAUAAUAAUGUGUGUCAACAAUCAUUUGAAUUGCAUGCAUACGUAUAAUUUGCUUAGUUGACAGCCAAUUUUAAUGAAUUUGUUGCACUUAAUUAGCACGGCCGCUAAGCGAAUUAUACUAUAUAGUACUAUAUAUGCAUGUAUGCUGCUUGAUUUUUGGAUGCCGGACGGUUUGCAGAGUUUAGCCUGCCAGCUGCGGUUACCGACGACGUUCGCCUUUGACUGUUUUGCGUUUCUCUUUCUUCUCCUCACGCAAUUGCUUCUGCUUCUCGCGAUCCUCUUUAUCCUUUUGCUUUUUGGCCGCACUCUCGAGGC